UUGACUAUUGAUUGAUAAAUAUUUACCUUAUUAUACAUUGAGAAUUGUAAUAAACAGUUAGAGUAAUUUAAUUAGUUGGGUUCUGUUUCUGAAGUCUAAAUUAAUCAUCAAAGGAAUUUAAAUAGUGUUGUGUACCUAUGUAGAAUUUGAUGAUGGCAAUUUCAGACCAAUAAAAAGGAACAUGGAAAUCUAAUUUCAUUGCGAUAUAAAAUGGGAAAAACAAGUAAAGUUGUUGUAUGUGGCAUGAAAGGUGUGGGCAAGACAGCUGUUCUUGAACAACUUAUUUACGGAAAUGUUAAUUUAAAGUCUUCCUUUUACGCUACAAUUGAAGACAUUUAUGUUGCUAACAUUGAAACAGACCGUGGGACCAAGGAACGUGUUUGUUUUUUUGACACUGCUGGCUUAGAACCUCCUAUAACAGGUCCACCUCAGUCACCUACACUGCAACUGACAGCAAAUCAAAUCCUACAGAGACAUUACCUUGGCUUUGCUGAAGGCUUUGUGUUUGUGUAUGACACGACAAAACCAGAAUCUUUGGAUGUUCUUAUGUACUUAAAGAAGGAUAUUGACAGAAAUAAAGAUAAAAAGGAGGUUGUGAUGCUGGCCAUAGGAAACCGCACGGGCCUGGAUGAUGUGAACAGUCUAGAAAACACAUGCUCAAAGGCGUCCAACUGGUGUUCUCGAGAGAAAAUCCGUCAUUUUGAAGUUUCCGCUAUGGAUCGUCCCUCUCUAUACGAGCCAUUCAUAUAUCUGACAUCUAAAUUAAACCCGGUUCAGAACAAAACUACCUUCCCACAGCUGAGUACAUUGAGUAAGCUGACACAGAAGAACUAUAGGAGUGAUACAUAACAUCGUCUGUUCAAUCUAUGCCCCUUUUGUUAUCACACUUAAAAUCUAUAUCUAGAUUGAGUUGUGACGCAUGAGAACAGCAGAAUCUAAAAACUAGGCAAAACCGGAUAUCUGUGAUUCAAACACUCAGUGGACAUUGUGACCCGUGUAUCUAUUACACAGAUAUAUCAGGACUCUUUAAAAUGGAACUCACACCCUAUCUGUGCUUACACUAAUUGUGUUAUAAGGGUAAAAAAGAGAAAGCUCAAUUCUAUUACUCUUUGUAUUGAGGCCUUUUGUUUUGCCUUGUGCCCAAAAGCUUCACAAGCGUAGCAAUUGCUUACAUUGUCUUAACGAACAAUAUUGGAGGUAUCACUGUUUUAAUUUUCAACAUGAUAUGAUUACAAUAAGAAAUUUGCUUUAAAAGAUUUAACAAUUUUAUAGCUUUAUGUUGAUGUUAUCUAGCUCUAAGUAGGAAAAAUACCAUUUAUUGUACUUAAACUGUGUAUUGCCACUAUUGUGUAUUGGCAGACUAUUUUACUGCUACAAAUUCGAAUACUGAAUUAUUAUCUGAAUCUCAAUUGACUGAUCUAUUGCAAUAGAUUUUUAAACUAUUUUAAUUUCUUAGUAUUACUAUAAACUUUGCUCCUUGGAACGAGGAGUGAAUCUUGUCAAAUAAUUAUCUGUGUCUGGUAAAUUAUGUGGUGACAUUUUUAGUGUCUGCUAGACGUCACUACAUGGUGGUGUGCAGCAUCUGAACAUGCGGAGUGAAAUAUAUUAAAAUGACUUUAAUAUAUUAUACUCCACACAGUCUAUGCUGGUUAGGUAGCUAUGAGAUGCAUACUGAUGUAGGUAUAUAAGUAGGAAGUUGAGAUUUUUGUCAAACUAAUGAAUUUUUAUGAUGGCAUGAUGACAGUAAGUAUUGAAGAAUACCAAAAAUCAAGGUUUUGUGUAAAUAUUGUUCUUUCUGAAGAGUCACAUUGGACACCGCAACAAUUAUGACGAGUUUAUUCACUCGAAAUUUAAAGUAGAUUUGCAUUACAGCGUUUUAUAUCUUUAAGAUAAAUUUAGAUUGUAAAAUAGCACACAUUGACCGUCAUUAUUUAUAUAAGAGCAAUCCAAAAUCUUUCAUCAUGCCUAUUAAUAAGUAAUCAAUGGAAUUAAUAUAUUAAUUAGCAUAGUUAAGCUAAAGUUUGUAGUGUAAUUCCUCAAACAUGUUUACUAUAGAUUUGUUGUAAGGAGGUAAUUAUAAUAUACAUAUUAUCAAUUCAUAACAACACAAGCGCCACCACUUAGACAUAAAUUCUUUACAAUAAUUCAUUAAUGGCGGAUUUGAUGCACCUUUUACGGCAGCUAUUCAGCUUAAUUGAAUUUUGGUGUUAAUAAAAAUAAGUGUUUAUGCUAAAAACCACUUAAAGUAAUUGUUGAUGUGUAUGUUAUACUUAUGCCGUUCCUGUUGCUAAAUAUUUAAAACCGCGGUUUUUGAAUGGUUUGCAAUAUUAUUCUCUUUGGUCAUAAUGGGCAACACGAAAAAAUAUUAUUAUAUUGUUUCGUUUUUUUAGUUGGACGUAAUUCCAGAAAAACGUUCCAAACCACAAUCAUGUCGAAAUUGAGUUAAGAACACAAAACUAGUCACGUGAUACAUAAUUUUAACGGACUGACAAAAAAUGGCAGCAAUAGUGUCACUGUUUAAAUGACAUCAUGACUUAGUAGCACAACCCACAUAUGGAAUACAUAUUUCUUAAACUUUAAACACGAAUUCUUUAAAAUGUGAUGUUUUUGGCUUAGAAUGUUUUUCAGGAACUACUUCAAUUUCAAACACGAAAUAGGUUAACGAAUAGAAAAAUAUGUAAAUAAUUAUAUAUCAUUUUGAUCUCUUGUUGGGAUUCCAGUGUUUCCAAAUGAGAAGAAAAUUAUAAUUGAGUUAUUUACAAUAAUUUUAUUUAUUGCUCAUAGUAGUGUUUAAGCUUAAAAUGUACUUAAUGACUAUUUAUUGUUUUUAAAUAAAC
Molecule: messenger RNA, 2837 nt
Organism: Leptidea sinapis
Lineage: Eukaryota; Metazoa; Arthropoda; Insecta; Lepidoptera; Pieridae
Gene: kappaB-Ras
Product: NF-kappa-B inhibitor-interacting Ras-like protein
Exons: 3
Coding region: 211-849 (212 amino acids)
Biological process (GO): canonical NF-kappaB signal transduction
Molecular function (GO): GTPase activity; GTP binding
Source: RefSeq, a predicted model, not a curated record